AUGACGAAGACACUUCCUGCCACCGACGCUGUCAACGGACACGCUGCAUCCACCUCCGUCAAUCUGCUCUAUCUCCUUCGUACCGUUGAUAGCCUGAGCAUCACCUCAGACCUUGAAAGAGCCCAGCUCAUCUCGGCCACAAGGUCGUUCUUAGCACGCAUCCAAUCACCCUGGGAGACUAUUCGCAGUCACCUCGUCGACAGUCCAGCUGUGCAACUUUCCCUCAAAGUAUGCAUGGACCUUGGCCUGUUUCAGAAGUGGAAAGACGCAGGCAAUGGGGAGAAGACAGCUGCUGAACUGGCAGUCAUAGCCGGCUGUGACGAGGAACUCCUACAUCGCUUCUUGAGACACCUUGCGGUUGAACAUCUGUUGGCAGAGGUUACUUCUGGCACCUACGCCCAGACCGACUUCACAAUGGCUAUGUGUACUCCACACUUUGGUGCUUGGCCGUUGUAUAUGCACGAGACAGUCUUGGAUACCUGGAAAGCCAUGCCCGGAGUGCUGGCGGAGAGGGGCUACAAGGAUGAUGCACUGUCCGUGACAGAUGGUGCUUUCCAAGCCGCCCAUCAUACAGCUGGCCAAUCCAUCUUUGACUUCUUCGCCACAAAUCCGAGUCGAGCCAAGACCUUUAACAAUGCGAUGACUGGGUAUGGGGCUGAAAAAUGCAGUUGGCUCGACAUAUAUCCCACUGAUGAUUUACUUGAUGGCGCUAUCGAUGGUCCACUGCUAGUUGACGUGGGUGGAAAUAUUGGCCAUGACAUUGAAAAGUUCCGCAAGAGACACUUGAACACGGCCCCCAGGCUGGUACUCCAGGAUCUACCGGCCGUAGUGGAGACCGCCAUCUGUGCCGACGAUGUCCGGAUUAUGCCACACAACUUCUUUGAACCUCAGCCCAUUCUGCACGCUCGAGCCUACUAUUUGCACUCGGUCCUUCACGAUUGGCCAGAUGUCAAUGCGCUGCAUAUACUGAACAAUCUAAAACCAGCAAUGAAGAAGCAUUACAGCAAACUCUUGCUCAACGAGAUUGUUAUUCUGGACAAGAUAUCUGCCAGUUCACCUCAGGUGACUUCCUUCGAUUUGGCCAUGAUGGGCUUGUGUGCCGCUCAGGAGAGGACUGAGUCGAUGUGGAGGGCCUUGCUUGACCAGGCCGGUCUCAAGGUGAUCAAGAUCUGGACGAGUGAAAUUGCUGUGGAAAGCAUCAUCGAAGCGGAAAUUGCAUGA
Aureobasidium subglaciale EXF-2481 is the source of this 1221-nucleotide messenger RNA. RefSeq lists its product as uncharacterized. The coding region runs from base 1 to 1221 and encodes 406 amino acids. The transcript has a single exon. Gene Ontology annotation, molecular function: O-methyltransferase activity. NCBI's taxonomy places the organism in Eukaryota, Fungi, Ascomycota, Dothideomycetes, Dothideales, Saccotheciaceae. The record is from RefSeq and is a predicted model, not a curated record.